This is a messenger RNA of Aspergillus chevalieri, 357 nucleotides long. RefSeq lists its product as uncharacterized. NCBI's taxonomy places the organism in Eukaryota, Fungi, Ascomycota, Eurotiomycetes, Eurotiales, Aspergillaceae. The transcript has a single exon. The record is from RefSeq and is a predicted model, not a curated record. Bases 1 to 357 code for a protein of 118 amino acids.
AUGAAGGGAAGGAAAAGAAAGUCAAGUACAAUGCAAUUGAACGCUCGAAAUCGAUUAUCAAAGAAGAAAGGCGCAAGUGAGAUUAAAUAUGGCGUCCUCGCAGUCGGACAGUCUCCGGACACAACCCGACGUACAAUGGUUGAACCGAGACAAGGAGACCAAAUUGAGGGAUUUACUCUGCAGAUACAAGAAAGCAGUCAAUCACAAUCUGACAAAAACCAAGCAGAAAAAAGGAACCCGAAGCCACAACAGCCUGAAAUGCCCCGAUUCCCCCACAUGAUCUUCCCCACGCCGGAGUUUACCCGCAUAACCGGCAGAAUCGGAUUCGGUCCGGAAACUAAUAAGCCGGGCUUGUAA